Stomoxys calcitrans (stable fly) is the source of this 3342-nucleotide messenger RNA. RefSeq names its product sphingomyelin phosphodiesterase. Gene Ontology annotation, molecular function: acid sphingomyelin phosphodiesterase activity. The record is from RefSeq and is a predicted model, not a curated record. Gene Ontology annotation, biological process: sphingomyelin catabolic process; ceramide biosynthetic process. The coding region runs from base 694 to 2811 and encodes 705 amino acids. Gene Ontology annotation, cellular component: lysosome. The transcript is spliced from 7 exons. NCBI's taxonomy places the organism in Eukaryota, Metazoa, Arthropoda, Insecta, Diptera, Muscidae.
CCUCAUGCGAGCAUUAGUCAGUUGUGCACGGCAAUUCUUUGAAGGCGGACGUUCUCUGGGAUAAAAACGGAUUACAGCGGUACACGAACGAGUAGACAGUGUAAACAUACAUAGCGGUAAAGUGAAAAUUUAGGUCUUUGUUGUUGUUCCUGCUGCUGUUGCUCAUUGCCGAUGUUGAUGUGUUCGCAUGUGAAAACAAACAAACACUCAAUGCGAGCCAAAUGUGGAAAAGAUACGGAGAAAAAAGAGCAUAACAACAACAAUAGCAGUCAAACAAACAAAGAAAUUUAAAUUUCAUUUAACAAAUAUUUGAAUUUAGAAAAAAAAGAAAGAAAAAGUUCGUAGUCUACGCAAUAAAAGUGAAUUUAACAACAACAGAAAAAAAUAGAAAUAAAAUAUUGAGCCAAGAGAUGAUAAAGUGAUUUCUAUAAAAAAAAAUAGUGGCUGUUCACAAUAAAGACUUUGCAAAAUACAACAACAAGUAGUAUUUGAAUCAAAAGGAAUGCCAUUUGUUGCUCCUCAUUUUUUCAUCUAAAUAGAGAUAAUAAAAGUGCAGUGACAACAACAACAACAAUAGCAGCUGUAACAACACUCUAGUUUGAUUAAGAUUGAUUAAAAUUUGAAUGCAGCCACCAAAGAUACGACUACAAGCGUAACGGCCUCAUCCAACAGUGUAAUUGGACAUUGGAUAAUAUGACACUAACCCCGACCAUCUUGGUGUGGUUGGUCCUAGUGGCAUUUGGAAGUUGGCAGGCCAGACAAGUAGGAGCCUUUCCCACCUAUCACAAUUCAAAGCGGCAGGCCAUCAACUGGACCCAGCCCGAAGAUGAAUGGGAAAUCUUGUCACUGCCACGCAGCAUUACCCCCCACAUAGAACUGAAAUACUUUGAGAAUCGCACAAAUGCUGAUGCCUCCAUUAGUGAUGAGGAAUUUCUGGAGCGCUUGCGAAGAAUAAAAAACAACACUUCCACGCCCCGCAUGCUGUGGUAUGACAACACCCCCGAUGGUUUAGCCUAUCCACCGUUUGUCGAGAAGGCCUUAAAACUAUUCAACCUCAAGCAAGUGUCGUAUGAGAUCGAACACAGUCUGCUGUCGAAGGUGUCCUGCACGGCGUGCAAGGCGGGAGCUGGUCUAUUGCUGCACUACAUCCAUCUGGGCAAAUCGGAAGCCGAGAUUAUAAAAAUGAUCUAUCAGUUCUGCUCCAAUUUGAAUAUCCAGAGUCCCAGGGUUUGCGAAGGAGUCUCCAGCCUCUUUGGCUCCGAAGUGGUCUAUGUGCUGCAGAGGACCCCCCUGGGGCCCGAUGAAAUCUGCAGUUUUGUUAUAGGCGAUGGCUGUGAGGACACUUACAAUCCCUACCAUGAAUGGGAAGUCAUAUUUCCUCCGGUGCCCAAACCCCCAGUGCUGGAAUUACCUGUGCCCAAGGAGGGCGCGCCAUUCUUUAAGGUUCUGCAAAUCUCCGACACCCACUACGACCCACACUAUGUGGAAGGCUCCAAUGCCGAUUGUAAUGAGCCAUUGUGCUGCCGCUUGAGCAGUGGCAGACCCUCAAAUCCCAAUGCCGCUGCUGGCAAAUGGGGGGAUUACCGGAAAUGCGACACCCCCAAGAGGACCGUGGACAAUAUGCUAUCCCACAUAGCGGACACACACAGUGACAUUGAUUAUAUUCUUUGGACAGGAGAUCUUCCGCCGCACGAUGUUUGGAACCAGACAAAACAGGAGAACUUGGAAAUUAUCAAAGAGACAGUAAGGCAAAUGACUGAGAAAUUCCCCGGCGUUCCCAUCUUUCCUGCCCUGGGCAAUCAUGAGAGUGCCCCGGUCAAUAGUUUUCCUCCUCCCUAUGUCAAUCAAGUGGACAAUUCCAUAGCCUGGCUCUACGAUGAACUCGAUCUGCAGUGGCGUAGAUGGUUGCCCCAAAGCGUUUCGCACACCAUCAAAAGAGGAGCAUUCUAUUCGGUUCUGGUGCGGCCAGGAUUCCGCAUCAUUUCGCUGAAUAUGAACUACUGCAACAACAAAAACUGGUGGCUGCUGCUCAAUUCCACCGAUCCAGCAACGGAACUCCAAUGGUUUAUUUACGAGCUACAAAGUGCCGAGUUCUCCAACGAGAAGGUACAUGUCAUUGGUCACAUACCUCCCGGGCAUUCAGACUGUCUGAAGGUGUGGUCCAGAAAUUUCUACAAAAUCAUAGCUCGUUACGAGAAUACAAUAAUGGCACAAUUCUAUGGUCAUACGCAUUACGACGAGUUUGAAAUGUUCUAUGAUCCCCAUGACCUGGGUCACUCCAAUAACGUGGCCUAUAUUGGCCCCUCCGUUUCACCUUACUACGAUCUAAAUCCUGGCUAUCGAAUUUACUACGUUGACGGGGAUCAUGAUACCACCACCCGACUGGUCAUCGAUCAUGAGUCUUGGAUUAUGAACCUUAAAGAGGCCAAUCUCUAUGACUAUCCCAUAUGGUAUAAACUGUACACGGCCAGGUCCGCCUACAACAUGAAAGCUUUGCGCCCCGCCGACUGGGACAAUCUGAUAACUGAGCUGGCUCAUAAUCAAGAAUUGUUCGAUCUCUAUUACAAAAACUAUUGGAAAAAUUCUCCAGUGAGACCAGCAUGUGAUGCGGAGUGCCGAAAACGCAUUCUGUGCGAUGCAAAGAGCGGGCGCUCGCAUGAUCGAAGACACUUUUGUGCGGAGCUGGAAGCCAAAGUGGAUGAUGAAUCGGGCAAAUCAUGGAAAUCGUGGAUUUAUCGUGGCCUUAGCAAUUCGUAUAGUUUAUUGACAUCUAUAGUAUAUUUGCCCAAAUAUCUGAUGGGCUUUGGCUGAUAAGCGUCGACAGAUGAACGAGCCUGGAGCAGUCUUGAGGUGCAUAGACUUAAAAACACCACCCAUCAUGGGGACAUGGAACAAAGACUUACGGUUGUAUUAGAAACGUGUCUGCAUCACUCACGCGAGCAAUGUAUUUUAGUCUCCUUUCUAACCAUAGUUCAAAAUUAAUUCAUAAUUUUAUUAUUAUUAGAUUCUUGUUAACACUUAUCAGGUUUAAUUAUAUUAAUUAUGUGAUCGCUAUUUUUAAUUUUAUUAAAUAAUUUGAAUGAGCCCAAGCGGAAACUCUUCAUAAAUAUUAAGCUAUAGUAAGUGCUAGUUAUAAGACCAAGGCCAAAACAAUAUUUCAUUUCUCCUCGAAAUUCAUACAACAUCAUUGCUACAUUUUUCCUUAAAUCACAAUAAAUUCAGUUACAUAUUUAUAUAUUCUCAAACAACAGUCAUAUAAUAAGUUUGCAAUUUACAUAUAUUUAUUUCACAUGUUGUUGAUUACCACUUGAAAAAGUAAUAAAUCAUUCGAAAAAAACCCUA